AUGGCUUAUGCUGCUCUUGUCUCUCUUGAAAACACCAUACACAGAUUCCUAAAUGGUAAUCAAUUUUCCAUCUCUGUCGAAGAAAAACAACAAAUUACGUCUCUGCACGAGUAUGUCGCUCCCAUUCGAGACUUUCUCGAAGUAUAUCCGAACAAAUCCGAGAGUUGGGACGGGCAAAUAAGGGAGCUGGCUAAUGCAGCAGAAGAUAUUCUAGGAUAUCUUGUGCUGGAAAAGGUUUUUUUGCCUUGUAAAGAGGAGUCCGAAAUCCAUCCAAGUGGAAACCACAGACCCCACCUGACAGAAGAAGUCAAGGAGACUUGGUUGAAGCUUGACAGAGUGGACUCGUAUGUGAAAAAACUCCCAGAUGAUGCUAAAGCGAAAAGUUUGAAACGGCGAAUCACGAAGAUAACAAUUGAACUGAAAGAUAUCUACGAGUUUUACGAGUUGGAGAAAACUCCUAAUCGUUUUAGAGAAAAGUGGAGAUAUAUACCAGUAGAGUUGGCCAAGCUCAAGACAAGACAUGAAAUUGAUUCAAUCAUGGAGGAAGUGAUGGCCAUAAAGAAUGAUAGCAAUGAAGCCACUUCAUCUUCUACACUUGCACCUGUUGAUGAUAUAGCUGGCUUCCCUCAAGACGAUGCUGAUGCAUCUAAAUGCAAUCGAAGUGCAAAACAUGAGCUCCAGCUGGAAAAAGUUAUGGAGGAGAUUGCUUUGAUUUCUGCAAAAGUGAAGAAUAUAAAGGUUAGUUCCAGCAGCAAAGAAGUGCGACGUUGUGCUGAUCCUUCUUCUCUAAGUUCUUCAGAUUCUUUGACCCUCAGUUCUUCAUCAACUGCUCCAACCAUCCACAAAAAAUCCAUGGUUGGUUUUGACGAUCACGUGAUGAACAUCAAGGAGCGGCUCUGUGGAAAUCCAUCCAAGCUUCAGGUCAUACCGGUAUGUGGUAUGGGGGGCAUUGGCAAAACUACUCUCGCCAGAAAUGUUUAUGACGAUCAACUAACUAAGGAGAUGUUCGACAUUCGUGUUUGGAUUACAGUAUCACAGGAUUACAGUGCACAGAGAAUUCUUUCAGACCUUCUGGAGUCCCUUAAGGAAUACAACGACCAAAGUGGAAAGGAAGAAAGCGCUGACAUAAAGGUGUACAAAAUUUUAAUAGGCAGGAAAUAUUUAGCCGUGAUGGAUGACAUCUGGAGAAGUGAGGCAUGGGAUAUUGUUAGGAAUGUGUUUCCUGAUAAUGUUAACGGAAGCCGUAUCAUGCUAACUACAAGGUUGUAUGAUGUGGCUUCUUAUCCUGGUCCUUCAAUCACGCCUUAUGAGUUGGGUUUACUGACUGAAGAGCAGAGUUGGUACUUACUAAAGGAGAAGGUGUUUGCAAAUCAGGAAUGUCCUUCCGAUUCGGAAAAUAUUGGGAAGGAUAUCGCAAGAAGCUGUAAAGGGCUACCCCUCGCUAUCGUGGUGAUUGCAGGACUUUUAGCUACAGUCCCUAAGAAUCCAGCUUCGUGGAUGGAGAUUGCGGAAAUGGUGAAGUCUGCAAAAACAGCAGAGCAAGAGCAUAUUGAAGAGAUACUAUCUUUGAGCUAUGUGGAAUUACCUCAGUUAUUGAGGCCAUGUUUCUUGUACAUGGGUUCAUUUCCUGAAGAUCAUGAGAUAUAUACCACGAGACUCAUUAGAUUAUGGAUAGCUGAGGGUUUUGUCAAAUUUCCAAUCGACAACAAGUGCUUUGAAGAGGUGGCCGAAGAGUGUUUAGAAGAACUUGUGAAGAGAAACCUUGUUUUUGUCACAAAGAGGAAAUCUGAUGGGAGAAUCAAAAGUUGCAGCCUCCAUGAUCUGAUACGGGAGCUGUGCAUAAGGAAAGCUCAUGAAAGUAAGUUUUUUCUGAAUUUGAUGGAUGAGGAUACUGAAAAGGAGAAUUUUAUGGAUAGCGUAAAAAAUGAGCGUCGGGUAAGUACUUCUUAUCAAAGUUUAUUUUCAAGCUAUGGUGGAUCAACUAUCCAUUCCAUCAAAUGCUCCAAGUAUAAUUUAGUAAAACUGGACUUUGUCGAAGGUGUUAACUUGAUGAGGGUGUUGGAUGCUGAAGCUGCUGAUGUGGAGUCAUUGCCAUCUCAAUUAUUUGAGCUAUUUCAUCUGAGAUACCUUGCUGUUAGAUAUAGUCAUAGAAUUCCUAGAAUCUUAUCAAAACUUCGAAAUUUGCAAACCUUAAUCAUCCGUGAAGAAAGGAGAUCCAAGUUCGAUGAAUUUUUAGCUUGUGGGAUGUUGGUGCCGUGGUGCAUGCAACAAUUAAGACAUGUUUACUUUCAGGGGUGGAUUUAUUUUGACGAUCCUGAAGAAACAACUUGUCCACUUGAAAAUCUGCAGACAGUUUCAUAUGUUCACAUUGCUUCUUGUAGUGAGCGGAUCCUGAAAAGAAUCCCAAACCUAAAAAAACUGAAGUUUGAUUGUUCUGAUGGUCGAGAUGCAGGUUGCCUGAAUGAUCUGGUACAUCUGCAUCGACUUGAGAAUUUGGAAGUAUAUGCUGGUAGUCUUGCAGAACCUCGGGCCAAGAGCUACAAUUUUGCUUUUCCUGAUAAACUCAAAAGGUUAAUAUUGAGGUAUUUGAAACUUACUCUGGACAACAUGAUUGUUGUUGGUUCAUUGCCAAAUCUUCAAGUGCUUAAACUGAAAGGUUGCGGUUUCAGUGAUGGCACAUGGGAAACAACUGAAGAUGAGAAGACUAUGAUGUACCUUCUUCAUGAUUGA
Salvia hispanica is the source of this 2730-nucleotide messenger RNA. RefSeq names its product putative late blight resistance protein homolog R1A-3. The record is from RefSeq and is a predicted model, not a curated record. Gene Ontology annotation, molecular function: ADP binding. Gene Ontology annotation, biological process: defense response to other organism. Lineage: Eukaryota; Viridiplantae; Streptophyta; Magnoliopsida; Lamiales; Lamiaceae.